UCGGGAGUCGAUAGAACAAUUCCAGUUUAUUAUCAUCUAUUUAUUUAUUGCACACAGGAUUCAAUAUUUGAGACAUAGAAAAAUGGAUUUUAUUUUUGAAAUUCGGUGAUAUUUAGUAAAAUUCAGUGACAACAGAAAUUACUUCAAUUUAAAUGCAUAUUGAAUGCAAAUUCUGUGAUAUGCAUUCAGCACUCAUCUCAUUCUUCUUACAAAUUUAGUAAAAAUUCGAAAAGUCAAUCAACAAAAUGGUUAAAAUUCAAUGGGUUCUCCUCGGAUUUCCAAGGAUAUUACGAAUCAAUGUGCAAACCAAAUGGACACGAUUCAAAAUAGCCUUGAACACUCUAUUUUACAAUGAUUUUAUGAGUUGGGGAUAUGCCUGUGAUAUUAUGAUGGAGCCAAUUUGUUGGUUUGUUGAAAAUUUUACAGCAGUUUUAGGUCCAAUAUUGGUCAUUAUGGUGUCGACAUUAAGUGUUGCUAUUGUGUAUAUAGCGUAUUAUAUCGGACUUCCCUACUGGUGGGAAAAAAGUCCUUUAUCAACAAUUCUCCUGUUACUGGUGGGGAAUUGGUUGCUUAUAAACGUUUGUUUUCAUUAUUAUAUGGGGGUCAAUGUUCCGGCUGGGUACCCACCACAGGGUGGACUCAUUCCUGAAGCAGUCAGCAUUUGCAAAAAGUGUAUAAAACCAAAACCACCGCGUACACAUCAUUGCUCUAUUUGCAACAGAUGCGUUUUAAAAAUGGAUCAUCACUGUCCAUGGCUGAAUAAUUGUGUGGGACACAACAAUCAUCGGCAUUUCUUUCAGUACAUGGCCUUCACCGUCACUGGAAUCGUGUUCAUCAUGAUAUUUGGAGUGGAAAUAGCUUAUAAGGAUUUUUUUAUCGACCAAGACAUCGAACUCGAUGGCCAUCCAGUGCGGAUCAACAACUCCGAAAUCAUUCACAUGACCGAAUCAAUGGAUCACCUGAACUCGUCGGAACUAGCGGCAAUUGCCCAGAAAGCUGUGGAAACUAGAGAAAAAGAGUGGCGUAGAAGAAUGAUUUUAUUUGCAGCUCUCAUUUGCGUUGCGACAUUCGCUGCUUUGGGAGCCCUUUCCUGGUGGCAUGCGGGUCUCAUAACUAGGGGUGAAACAAGCAUUGAAGCUAGAAUUAACAGUACAGAAUCAGCUAAAUAUAAAGCCCUGAAUCGAGAGUACUGCAAUCCUUAUGACUUCGGCCCCAGGCGAAAUUGGAUUAUUUUUCUGGGUCUCGAAGGGAGAAGUUGGAGGCACGUGUUAUUUCCAUCCACUCAUGCACCUCGGGGCAAUGGAUUGACUUGGGAAACUGUUGAUCAUCGUUUUCCUUAUUAAAGAGAUACGACCGAGACUCCUUGAUGAUUUACCACGCAUUUGUUCAUGGCUGUCUCCUAGCCAAUUUCUUAUUUCGAAUUUUAUAUGACUAGUCGAUAAAAUAGAGAUUUAAGUGGAAAAUGACUAUUUUAUGGAUUACUUUCGUCCGAAUUUAACUCGAUUGUAUGACCAAUGAGAAAAUUCGAUUAUUUUAGGGUUUCAAUAAAUUUUUUGUUGUCUCGGAACCGUCGACUUGGCGGACUUGGAGCUUUUUAGCCGCUUUACCUCUUCGUUGGAAUCAUAACCUCAAAUUUUUAAGUGACACUAGUGACUAGUGUCAGUGGUGUGAGUGCUCCAUGUUCCCUACUGCAAAGUUAUUUGAGUGUUGAAGGAAACAACCAGCGAUUAAACAUAUGAGUAUUAAUUUUUGUCAAUUGAA
Fopius arisanus is the source of this 1761-nucleotide messenger RNA. RefSeq names its product probable palmitoyltransferase ZDHHC16. The coding region runs from base 246 to 1343 and encodes 365 amino acids. Lineage: Eukaryota; Metazoa; Arthropoda; Insecta; Hymenoptera; Braconidae. Gene Ontology annotation, biological process: protein palmitoylation. Gene Ontology annotation, molecular function: palmitoyltransferase activity. The record is from RefSeq and is a predicted model, not a curated record. The transcript has 5 exons. Gene Ontology annotation, cellular component: Golgi apparatus.